UCGGGAAACCGAAAUGCUGUACUGCUACGGGCGGCGUUAAAGUAGAAUUAAACUGCUCAGAUGAGAUCCAUACCGAUCUUCCCAGAAACAGAAACCCCGAAGAGCUCGGACACAAAGACGAAGCUGCAUAAAUGAUAAACAAGGAAAGCGAAGACCGUGAUACCUAAGAAACGAGAUGAAACAAAAAAGACGCCUGGUACAGCUUUGGCAAAUAACCAGGGAUCCGGCCAUUCAAUGCCAAACAGGUAGCCCUUAAGGAUCGAGGCACUUAGACAAUACAACAAAGAAGAGUGGGGGACUCACAUCCAAAACACGGUCGAAUAUGACCUGGACGUUCUUUCAAAUCGACAAAUCGCUGACAAAAUGGAAACCACCCGCCUACCCCCUGAAGACUCCUGAUGGGAACAUAUAUGCGAAGCCGGCGAAAAGCAGAAGUCUUCGCCUCAACUCUGCAACAAGUGUUCACUCCACAUCCAACCAUAAGACCAAGACCACAACCAAGAAAUGGAGGAAGAACUGCGGCGAAUUCUAGCAUGCUUACACUAUUACUCUAGCAAUGCCAGAGUAGGGCCGGAUUUACCGUAGCUAGGGCCAUGUGAGCCCGGCCCCAUAGCGCAUUUACGUAGCUAUGUAUGAUAUCCCAAGAUGGCCCUAUCUAGAAACGAGAUAAAUUUACGGCGACUAUUAAAUAAAUGCGAACUUAUGGUUAAAAGCAAACAGAAGAAGGAUGAAAGGUUUCCCCAGUAUAUCCAAUCAUUGGAGGAAAUGUGGAAAACAUUACAGGGCACUGUAUCAAGUAAAGGCGACGGAAGUGUACGUGAAUAUUAUGAGAGAAUAUUAAAUUUGAAAAUAGCCUUAGGUUUGUUACCAGAAGAUACAUUUGUCGGGAAGUUGAUAGAUGGCACAGAAGGCUCCAAGUUAUCACCUCGUGAUGAAUUAUUAGGUAAAAAUGGAUUAAGAAAACGAGAACCAGCCAAAAAAACAAGUUCUACAAAUGAUUUAGAUGACAUAAUAGAUUAUCACCAAGAUAUGCAGGCAAAGAUCGCUGACGAAAUGCUAACUCUGACCAAAAAUUUAAAAGAACAAUCGGAGCUUGCUAAUAAAAUAAUCAAAAAAGACACGGAGGUCGUUGGUAGAUCAUCACAAUUAACCGAGGAUAACUUCACUAAAUUAAAAAGUGAAUCAAAUAAAUUAACUGAACAUUCUAAGAGGGCUUGGAAGUGUUGGAUGUGGAUAAUGUUACUUGUUGUAUUAGUCGUAUUUAUAAAUAUGGUAUUAUUUAUGAAAGUUAUGAAAAAAAAAUAUUGAGUCAUGUUUGGAUUAAAAAAUAGGUAUUUAAAAAACUAUUUUAAUGUAUAACACUGAAUCAGUUUUUGUUCUUGUCGUAUUAUUUCUCUGUAGGGUGAUGACGUUCUGUUCUUGUUGAUAUACCUAGUGCCUAGUUUGGUGAUGUUUUUGUAUUUGGAGAAGUGAGAGAGGGCGAUUGAUUUUGAAAUACAAUUUUUGUUACCUG
Messenger RNA from Photinus pyralis (common eastern firefly), 1513 nucleotides. It is a transcript of the gene Use1, whose product is annotated as vesicle transport protein USE1. Gene Ontology annotation, molecular function: SNAP receptor activity. Gene Ontology annotation, cellular component: endoplasmic reticulum; SNARE complex. The coding region runs from base 646 to 1308 and encodes 220 amino acids. The transcript is spliced from 6 exons. Lineage: Eukaryota; Metazoa; Arthropoda; Insecta; Coleoptera; Lampyridae. Gene Ontology annotation, biological process: retrograde vesicle-mediated transport, Golgi to endoplasmic reticulum. The record is from RefSeq and is a predicted model, not a curated record.